AUGUCCGACCCGUCCUCAUCAUACGCGAACAUCCCAACACCCGAAGAGGUCGAUUCCCUUCCAUCAUCAUCCGCCGGCUCGACAACCUCGGUCUCGCCGAGCGAAGAAGAAGCAUACUCAGACGCAGAACGGGAAUGGAGAGAAAGCUUGCAACAGCUGGAGUUGUUGUUGACACUGGUCUUGAUCCCGUACGUGGGCAAAUACUUUGGCCGGAAGUGUGCAUAUUGGGGUUGGGGCAAGUUCAUGGAAUGGAAAUAUCCAGUCUCGGUCGAAAUUACGAGUUCGAAAGCUUUCAACGCUGCGGGAAUGGUUGAAGCGGCCGCCUCGCUAUGA
Messenger RNA from Zymoseptoria tritici IPO323, 333 nucleotides. RefSeq lists its product as uncharacterized. Gene Ontology annotation, cellular component: mitochondrial outer membrane. The record is from RefSeq and is a predicted model, not a curated record. The transcript is spliced from 2 exons. Lineage: Eukaryota; Fungi; Ascomycota; Dothideomycetes; Mycosphaerellales; Mycosphaerellaceae. The coding region runs from base 1 to 333 and encodes 110 amino acids. Gene Ontology annotation, biological process: mitochondrial outer membrane translocase complex assembly; protein insertion into mitochondrial outer membrane.